UCGAGCGGGAACACUCUGGAGAACACGCGUCCGCGUAAUCCUCGUGAUCGAUCGAUCCCCCUCAGGAUUCUCUGCCUGGACACCGACCCUCAGGAUCUCUCCUCUCUUCGAAAGAACGAGAAUUACCUCUUUCUCGCCGUAUUCUCGAGUGUCAGUGAGAGGUGUUUAACGACGAGGCGAGACUCUUUUCAAGGUCACGAGUGUUGCUCCAAAAACUGUGACGUUUUUCUUUUUUCUUUUUCUUUUUUUUUCUCCACUCGCGUGUGAAUCGAGAUCUCUCGACUCUUCCAAUCUUUUCUUCUCGCGGGGAGGAGCGAACUCCUCUCUUCUUCCUUCAAUCCCGUAUAAUUUUUAAAAUUUUCACCCACCGUAAUUCUUCCACUUCCAUUUCUCGAAACUCGCGUUUCAAUAUUUUCUUUCUUCUUUUAUUCGAGGGAGAGAUCCCUAUCGUGAAUCUAUGUAAACAGCCUUGCACUAGUAUUCCGAUUACUCGAUAUCUUCUUGACCGAUAUAACGCUCCCUAUUUGCUCUCGCAACUUAUCAUUCCAACAAAGAGGCUCAGAGUCGAAUUUCUUUCGACUAUAUCGUCUUUCGAUAUUGUAUAUAUUUAUAUUCGUCGCUUUUCUUUUUUCGAUUCUCGAGGAAAAAAAGAAACAACGUUGUUUCGCGCGAUGCUUCCACCGGUGCUCCACUUUUCUCCGAGGGGAGAAAAGAAAAAGGAAAGAAAUACGUAUUAUUAUUAUUAUUAUUAUUAUUAUUAUUCUUUAGAGAGAAGAUCUCGCACAAGCUAUAUAUAUAUAUAUAUAUUUUUGUUUUCUAUUUUUACGGAUCCUCUUUGACAUCGGAGAAGAGGCACACUCGAUCGCGGGAACUCUGGGACGUGUCUUGGAAUGGCUCGAACGAAAGGGAAUAGGGGGAAUCUAUACUUAGCGAGGGCGAUCGUCCAUUACAAAUUUAAAGCGGUUUGAUCCAAUGAAAUUUCCGUGGACAGGCGAUUUCGAGGCGAAUUCUCGUUUUUCAUUUCACAGUUUUUUGGCUGUUGGUCAAGAAAUAAUUGAAUUAAAUCGGAGGUCGCGAUUUAAUUAUUAUUAAAAUUCAUCGCGAACGAAUGGAAGGACAAAUCCUUUGAUCAAGGCGAUGUUUCUCUUUUUUUCCUCAUCUCGAAUGGAAAGGAAAAGAAUCGAACACGGGCAGAUCGAAUUAUACAAUUGGUGAAUCUAUUUCGUGUAUCUGUUUUCAAACAGUUUAUCUCCGAUUUAUUAGCGUCAUUGUUCGCCAAGAAUGUGAAUUAUUUUCGGCUUUCCCAUUAAUCAUCGACGACUUCCUUUCCUUACUUCGAAUCGUAUUUCCUCAAAUUAGGAAAAUUUAUUCUUCCUUGAUAUUUAAAUAUCAAUCUCAAUCUCGCAUCGUACAAACUUCUCUUCUCUAUUUCCAAGAAGGAGAAGAAGAAGGAGAAAAAAAAAUAUGUCGCAACGAUUUCCAUAUCGUGGAAAUAAUAUCGUAUUUCCACGUUAUCGAAAUCCUUCCUCUCCUCGACGUGUCUCCUUUCCCUCCGCUGUUCGAUCUGUUUUUCGCCAUCGAAUCGAGCAGCGUCGAGGAGCACGAGAAAGAGAAAGAGAGAGAGAGAGAUCUAGCGGGUCGUUGCAUCCAAAUUUGGAUCGUCGACGUAGCGACGUCUCGGCGACGGAUCGAAAAGUGGGGACGGGCCGCGUCUAUUUUCGAGCACCGGAUAUUCUAUACCUUUGCUCUCUCUCUCUUUCUCUCUCUCCUGCAUCGAGGGAAAGAGAAAGAGAGAGAGAAAGAGGAGAGAACGUAAAAUUUACGUUCGGAAGGUAGACGGGUGUAGCAGCCAGGUAGCACCACGAUGGCGGACGACGAGGAAAAGAAGAGGAAACAGGCGGAGACGGACAGAAAGAGGGCGGAGGUCCGCGCCCGUCUCGAAGAGGCUUCCAAAGCCAAGAAGGCGAAGAAGGGUUUCAUGACCCCUGACAGGAAGAAGAAGCUUAGGUUGUUGCUGCGUAAGAAAGCCGCCGAGGAAUUGAAGAAGGAACAAGAGAGAAAGGCGGCCGAGAGGAGGCGCAUCAUCGAGGAGCGUUGCGGAAAACCGAAGAACGUCGACGACGCUAGCGAAGAAUCCCUGAAGCGCGUGCUGCGCGAGUACCACAAUAGGAUCACAGCAUUGGAGGAUCAAAAAUUCGACCUCGAAUAUGUUGUUAAGAAGAAGGAUUACGAGAUCGCGGACUUGAACAGCCAGGUGAACGACCUCCGAGGUAAAUUCAUGAAGCCGACAUUGAAGAAAGUGUCCAAGUACGAGAACAAGUUCGCCAAGCUCCAGAAGAAAGCGGCCGAGUUCAACUUCCGUAACCAGCUUAAACAGGUUAAGAAGAAGGAAUUCACCCUCGAGGAGGAAGACAAGGAGAACGCGUCAAAAGAUAAGAAGAAGCCCGACUGGUCGAAGAAAGGCGAGGAAAAGAAGGAGGAACCAGCUCCGCCACCCGAGCCUCCGCAACCAUCACCGACACCCGCACCAUCAGAAACCGCUCCAACGCCAUCGCCAGAACCCCCAACGCCAUCGCCAACGCCGUCGCCGGUACCUCCCGCCGAGCCAGCUCCUCCACCGGAACCUGCUCCACCCGCGGAAGGGGCAGCGCCGCCACCACCCCCAGAAGGUGCACCUGCGGAAGGGGCAGCACCACCGGCGGAAGGGGCGCCACCAGCUGCCCCUGCGGAGGGAGCAGCGCCACCAGCGGAGGGCGCGCCGGCCGCACCUCCCGCCGAAGGGGCACCUCCCGCUGAAAGCGCGCCCCCUGCCGAGGGUGCGCCUCCUGCCGAGGGCGCACCGCCACCGGCGGAGGGGGCACCGCCAGCGGAAGGUGCGCCACCUGCGGAAGGUGCGCCGCCCGCGGAAGGCGCACCACCACCGACAGAAGGCGCGCCAGCAGCAGCGGCACCAGCAGCGGAAGGUGCACCGGCACCGCCACCACCAGCGGAAGGAACCCCGGCACCACCUCCGGCCGAAGGUGCACCGCCUCCUGCGGAGGCAGCGCCACCUGCAGCGCCAGCCGAGGCUGCCCCAGCUGCGCCCCCAGCGGAAGCUGCGCCGGCACCCCCGCCAGCUGAAGCUAAGGUAAUAUUACUUUUGAAAGUUACACUGAACGUCAGCCCCGUCGUUCGUCCAGUAAUUCGUGGUUCGAAGUUCAUCACAUACGCACCGGCAUCGUAACUUCGUCAAAGUUGAAACGGACGAAUGGUCACCUCGCCACACGAUUACCGUUCGUUGCAUCGUCCGAAUUUGCAUGAAACGUACACGGAUAAGCUAGAGUACGGAUAUUAAACACAGAUAUGCGUCGAGCCGUAUCGUACUCGACGCAUGAUGGUUCAUGCGUUGCCUUGUCAUCGUCGUCAUCACCGUCAUCAUCAUCGUCAUCGUCGUAACCAUUAUUUUCGUCCCGUAUACGCGUCACUUUCAACGUCACGGUAUUCGUCAGUCAUGCGUAUCUCGAAGAAUGAAAGCUAAGCAGAGCGAGAAAGAUAACAAUGUUGUGGAUCGAGGGGGAGGGGAGGAAAGAAGAAAGAAAAAAGGGAUGUUUGUCAUUGACGUGUUCUUUUUCUUUUUUUUUUUUUUUUUUCUUCUGCAAAGUCAAUCGAGAGAAUCGUCACGGGGUGCCUGGAAAAUUUUCCACUCUUGUUUCACCUAAUUAUAGGAGGGAAAUAAAUAAACCGUGUUGUUGUAAGGGGUCAUAAGCCCGUUAGUCAGGCUCACGUUCCUACUAUGAAUUUUCUAUCGAUUGAAAUCGAACGAAAACUAAAACGAGAUAAAUAUAUGCAGUUAUAUAUCGCGAUAUUUUUAUGUAAAUAAUAUAAUAUAAUAAUACGACGCGUUUUAUCGAAGAUUAAUGCAAAUGUUUUAUCAACACUUCCUUACACGAGUUGAUUGGAUUUCGUAAUAAAAAAUCUUUUUUCUGCGAUCA
Apis cerana (Asiatic honeybee) is the source of this 3971-nucleotide messenger RNA. It is a transcript of the gene wupA, whose product is annotated as troponin wings up A. Lineage: Eukaryota; Metazoa; Arthropoda; Insecta; Hymenoptera; Apidae. The record is from RefSeq and is a predicted model, not a curated record. Gene Ontology annotation, cellular component: troponin complex. Gene Ontology annotation, biological process: muscle contraction.